AUGGGAUCCUACGGCCUCUCCUACUUCCUCGAAGACAUGACAGGCAAACUCACUGGCUCCGAGUUUGUCGACAUAUACGGACGGAUGAGGCUCACCCUCCGUCGAACAACCUUUGACACUAUGCGCGCCGCGUACAUGAUCUUCAACACCACGUCCUCAGCAGGUUAUUCUCCACAUUCCACGACGCAGCCCCUGGUUGCUUUGGACUUUGGUCCGAAAAACGCUUUGGGCACGAUCAGCUUCCCGCCGAACGUGUCCCUCCCUAUGCAAAAGUACCUUAUCCAGACUUCCUCAGGAUCUUCCAAGUCGCGUCGAUUCCGAGCUUCAGAUGGGCAGGACUAUUGCUGGGCCUAUAGGGGACAAAUGGAUCAGGAAUGGGCUUGCACGAACGCGAACGGCUACGUCGUAGCGUACUAUAGCCUCAAACCCCAUGGCGAACCCGAAUACGCCGGUUCCUCCGGAUGCUCACUCACUGUCGAGGAACCCUACCCUCACAUCGCCCCCGAAUUACUGGCCUCGCUGCUCAUCAUGCGGCACAUUGCUGCUCACAACCUGUGA
Pleurotus ostreatus (oyster mushroom) is the source of this 558-nucleotide messenger RNA. RefSeq lists its product as uncharacterized. The transcript is spliced from 4 exons. Bases 1 to 558 code for a protein of 185 amino acids. NCBI's taxonomy places the organism in Eukaryota, Fungi, Basidiomycota, Agaricomycetes, Agaricales, Pleurotaceae. The record is from RefSeq and is a predicted model, not a curated record.